Messenger RNA from Labeo rohita (rohu), 1826 nucleotides. It is a transcript of the gene sash3, whose product is annotated as SAM and SH3 domain containing 3. The coding region runs from base 178 to 1341 and encodes 387 amino acids. Gene Ontology annotation, molecular function: protein binding. The record is from RefSeq and is a predicted model, not a curated record. The transcript has 8 exons. NCBI's taxonomy places the organism in Eukaryota, Metazoa, Chordata, Actinopteri, Cypriniformes, Cyprinidae.
CACUCCGGCGUUCAGAGAACUUUUCUUCUGCCUCUUCCUCCUCUGGUGGCUUUGUCUCUCUGUGAGUGGCACCGUGGCAGCAAGACUGACAAUUAGUUUAGAACAACCAAGUGUCACACUGCCACAGCUAUAGUCGUGGUCCUCAGGAGAAUAUUGACCACCCACUACUGAAUCAACAUGUUACGACGGAAACCAUCCAACGCAUCUGAAAAGGAGCAGGCCCAGGUGCAAAAGAAAAAGCUGACCUUGCAAAGGUCCAGCAGCUUCAAAGACUUCAUGAAGCCAAAGCCAUCAUCACCCAUAGUGAACUCUGAGGCUACACUGGAAGAAACGCAGCUGGAAGGUGCACCACCUGAGGAUUCAGCGAAAAGUAACGGGAAACUGGGCAAGAAGUGGAGAAAUGUCAUCACUCGCACAAUGACCCGUAAAACCUCCAAGAUGGUACAGAAAGUCCUUGCGGAGGAGGGGCAUGACAGUGGAGAGGACGGCUCUGUGUCUCCCAUGUCUCCAAGUGAAAUGAUGCCAGAUCUCACAGGGAACAGAAUGUCUGUCUGCUCCAACAGCUCAGAGGACACAUUACACAGCCCUCUCACACGCCAGCUCUCUGGAUGUGCUGACAGACAGAGUCUGGACAGUGGCUUCAGCCAGAGAGACAGUAUGAGAUUGGAGGACAGCACCUACACAGGGCCCUUCUGCGGCAGAGCCCUCGUCCACACUGACUUCACCCCUAGCCCGUACGACAUCGAAUCUCUCAAACUACAGAAAGGAGACAUCAUCCAGAUUAUUGAGAAGCCACCAGUAGGCACCUGGACUGGGAAACUCAACAACAAAGUAGGCUCCUUUAAAUUCAUCUACGUCACAAUACUACCAGAGGAGGACACGCCGCCAAAGAGGAAGCGAUGCCAGAGUCAGGGACGCAAAAACAAACCCAAACCACAAACCUUGGAGGAAGUUCUGGAGAGAAUAGGCCUUACUGAGCUGGGAUCUCUCCUGUCCAUGCAUGGCUUCCAGAGUUUGGAGGAUUUCAGCGGCCUGAAGGAGUCCCACCUGAACGAACUGAACAUUACAGACCCUGAGCAACGUGUGAAGAUCCUGAAAGCGACAGAAUUGCUUCAUGAAUCGGAGGACGAAUCCGAUGCAGAUGAGCAAAAGACUGAAAUGCCACGGGACUCGGGUUGUUACGAAAGCACAGAGAACCUGGCAAACGGACGUGAGGAGCCACAAGUGGAAUCCCAACCGGAUCCGGAGACUGAUCCGGACACAGAAGCAAAGCUCAAUGCAAUUCAGGAGCAACUGGAGGAGAUAAAGGUGGAGGAUAGUCCUGAGAGCCAAGCAGAGUGAAACCACCAGAAUGUUUUGAUCCUGCUUGUUAGAAAGCUCUCUGAUGGAUGGAGAGUAUGUCAUAUCCACAUGCUGGAAAGAAUUCCAUGAAAAAGGACUAGUUCUUAUGCAUAGCCUAUACAGAAGCCAAGAUGGUAUAAAGGUCUUGAAAGUACUAUCAUCAGAACAUGGCUGUUCUCUGACAUUAUUCAGAAGAAAUCUAACUGGAAGGCUGGAUUUUGAAAAACAGACUGUAUAUAGUGAUAUUCAGUGGAUUUAAUCUACAGCUAUGUUCUUACAUAACAUUAGUAUGCUGGAAUCCCAAACGUACUGAUUUUACUCACAAGGUUGAAUAUUUAAACCAUCUUUUCUGUUAGGUUAUGUACUAUAUGUAUGACCUAACUGUGAUUCUCUAAUAUCUGAGAUGUUUCAUCUUCAUCAUAUCUUUAGCUAUGAAGUAGCAUUUUAUAUACUACUAUUCUACUGUUUCUGUCAGAAUGAAUGUA